This is a messenger RNA of Carcharodon carcharias (great white shark), 1967 nucleotides long. Its product is annotated as chemokine-like receptor 1. The transcript has 3 exons. Bases 209 to 1489 code for a protein of 426 amino acids. Gene Ontology annotation, cellular component: plasma membrane. NCBI's taxonomy places the organism in Eukaryota, Metazoa, Chordata, Chondrichthyes, Lamniformes, Lamnidae. Gene Ontology annotation, biological process: phospholipase C-activating G protein-coupled receptor signaling pathway; positive regulation of cytosolic calcium ion concentration; complement receptor mediated signaling pathway. Gene Ontology annotation, molecular function: G protein-coupled receptor activity; complement receptor activity. The record is from RefSeq and is a predicted model, not a curated record.
GAAGGGCCUCCUGCUUCUUUGAAGUUCCUCAGCCAUUGCAGGAAUUGGUGCCUUGACAUAGUAAAUGAAGAAGUCAAUAUUGGAGCUGAUUGGGCAAUGGCACAAGAUCUAAUCUUAGAAAAGAGUGACAACGUGAGGCAACUGCGAAACCAAAGCUCUCGCCCACAUCAGAGGAUAUGGCUACUCCUCACAAGGUCCUGAAAAAAACAUGCUACACAAACAUGAUCUAAACGGAAAUGGCUUGAGAUUGCAAGAAAUGUCACUUGGGGGCCGAUUGCCUGAAUGCAGGAAGUAUCUUCAAAGAGUAACUACAAACGCUACAGCCGUCCAGACACGUAGAGUGCCCUCUGCCCUUUGGCUCAUUGAAACAGCAGGUAAUGUGUCCGGAAUGGAUGUCGAUGGCAAUGAACCGACCAAUGGCAGCCAGCUUCAUCAGGAUGAUCUACCGAGUGAUGGCAUCCACAGCGUCUUUAAACCCUUCAUCAUGGCGAUCUACCUGGUGACCUUUAUCCUUGGCGUCUUCGGUAAUGGCGUCGUCAUUUGGGCCACCGCUUUGAAGUUGAAGAGGACGGUCAACACCGUCUGGUUCCUUGGUCUGGCCGUCGCCGACUUUGCCUUCUCGCUCUUCCUCCCCUUCAGCACAGCGUACAUUGCCCUGGAUUUCCACUGGCCCUUUGGCACUGCCCUCUGCAAGUUGAGCAGUGGGAUCGCGAUUCUGACCAUGUUUGCCAGCAUUCUGACCCUCACUGCCAUCAGCGUGGAUCGCUGUGUGUUGGUGGUGCUGCCUGUCUGGUCCCAGAACCACCGGGAGCCACGUCUGGCUGCGCUGGCCAGCCUGGCCCUCUGGGGGGUCUCCGUUGUCUUGAGUGUCCCCAGCUUCAUCUUUCGGGACACUGCAGUCACCAAUAGCAGCACCGUGUGCUACACCAACUUUCUCACCGGGGCCGAGGAAGCGGCCUUUGAGAGCAUGGACGACGUGGACUAUGACAUAGUGGCAGCGGAAAUGGAAAGCCUCGAGGGGGCCAGGUUCCAAUCGCUGGCCCUUUCCCGCCUCCUCUUCGGCUUCCUCCUGCCCUUGCUCGUCAUCGGUGCCAGCUAUGCCACCCUCUCACUCCGACUGCGGAGGAGCCGCUUGGCACACAGCGGGAAGCCCUUCAAGGUCAUCAUCGCCAUCAUCCUGGCCUUCCUCCUGUGCUGGGCGCCCUACCACAUCUGCACCUUGAUGGAGCUCCAGUACCAGCGCAGCCACCCGCUCCCGCUGGCACUGAGGCUGGCCAUCCCCCUCAGCACCAGCCUGACAUCCUUCAACAGCUGCCUCAACCCAAUCCUCUACAUCUGCAUGGGCCACGAUUUCAGGCAAAGCUUCAGGAGGUCUUUGCAGAAGAUUCUGGAGAAUGCCUUUGUCGAAGACUCCAUGCAUUAUCAAACGUCCAGCCAAUCGAAAACCAAGCCUUUCUCCCUGGGAGAGGAGGGUAGCACUUUGGUUUAACCCUUAGAACAUCAGAACUUCAGGGAUAGGAGCAGGAGUAGGCCACUUGGCCUAUCGAGCCUGCUCCACCAUCCAGUACAAUCCUGGGAGAUCUUGGGCUUAAAUUCUAUUUCCCCACCUGCUCCCCAUAUUCCUUAAUUUCCCCUGGGAGACCAAAAUUCUGUCUACCCCAGCCUUAGAUAGAUUCAACAACGGGGCAUCCACAGCUCUCUGGGGGAGAGAAUUCCAAGGAUUCCCAAAUCUCUUCAUGAAGUAAUUUCUCCUCAUUCGAGUCUAAAACGAUCGGCCCCUUAUCCUGAGACUGUGUCUCCCCACCCCCCCACCAUGUUCUGGAGCCCCCGACCAACGGAAACAAUCGCUCUGCGUCCGCCCUGAGUGGUUAUAUAUUAGCGUCAACAAUCAUUGUGUCAAUUUUUCAUUAUGGUGAUUUUUUUUGCUUCUAUGAGUCUGAAAAUUCAUUGAUAGGAGCACAGGAACA